Contarinia nasturtii (swede midge) is the source of this 2071-nucleotide messenger RNA. RefSeq names its product protein 5NUC-like. The coding region runs from base 93 to 1742 and encodes 549 amino acids. Gene Ontology annotation, biological process: AMP catabolic process. The record is from RefSeq and is a predicted model, not a curated record. Lineage: Eukaryota; Metazoa; Arthropoda; Insecta; Diptera; Cecidomyiidae. Gene Ontology annotation, cellular component: plasma membrane. Gene Ontology annotation, molecular function: metal ion binding; 5'-nucleotidase activity; nucleotide binding. The transcript is spliced from 7 exons.
GGAGAAGAUACAUCAAAUUCAAAAUUUCUUCGGUGGCUGACUUGUGUAUAAAGUAAAUUCAAUAAUUCUUUCAUUUGCCGUAAAAUUCAAACAUGCUUGAUACGUUUGUCCGUAAAAGCUAUUUAGCGCUUUCGAUCUUUGCGUUGCUGUUAAUGUUUUCAAUCGAUUUUGUGCGAGCAGUAAACAAUUACUUGGACUUAACUAUAUUGCACAGCAAUGAUAUGCAUUCAAAAUUCGCGGCGUGGGAUGGUUUCGGUGGUUUUGCCCGUACAUCGCAUGUAAUAAAGGAGCAUCGACGAGCAGCCAAAAAUGGUGGUCCACCCGUUUUAUAUUUAAACGCAGGUGAUGUUUAUACCGGAUCUAGGUGGUUUAAUUUAUUCAAAGAUGAAGUUGUUACUGACUUCAUGAACGCCUUAAAACCAGACGCAAUGUGUUUGGGCAACCAUGAGUUUGACUUUGGGCUUGAUCCUUUGGUGCCAUUUUUGGAGCAUGCAAAUUUUUCAAUUGUUUUUACAAAUCUAAAAAAUAAAGCCGAUCAUCCGUUGCGUAAGCAUACAAUACCCUCUGUUGUUUUCAAAAUAAAAAAAUUCAAAAUCGGUGUGAUUGGUUAUCUUACUCCAUCAACGGCAAGGUGGGUACCAAAUUGCGCAGUCGAUUUUAGGCCAGAAGUAGAGGCAAUCAAUGAAGAAGCAAACAAAUUACGAAAAAAGGGUGUAAAAACUAUAAUUGGUUUGUCCCAUUCUGGUUUUGUGGACGAUUUGAAAAUAGCUGAAAGUUGUCCACUUCUCGAUCUUGUCAUUGGAGGGCACACGCAUACGUUCUUAUAUACAGGCCAACAGCCAGAUAAAGAGGUGGCAGCAUCGCCCUACCCGACAAUUGUCAAACAAAAAACCGGUAAACAGGUUCCAAUCGUUCAAGCAUACAUGUCCGCAAAAUACUUGGGCAAAUUGGAAAUCCGAAUUAGUAAAAAUGGGAAUAUAACCAUGUGGAACGGCAAUCCUAUUCUAAUGGAUGCAAAAAUUCCUCAAGACCCCGCAUUUUUGGCAUUGGAAAAUAAAUAUCGAAAAAAGGAAGCGAACGGUCCCAAACCAAUUGCUGAAUCAAAAUUAGAUUUUUGUUCGUACCGAUGUGUCUUCUGGGAAUGUGGCAUUGGCAAUAUGAUGACUGAUGCAUUUAUUAAAGCAGCUAAAACAAAAUUGAAUGACGCUUCAUUUGCUUCGUCGGUUGCUUUGAUUACCUCAAGAAACAUUCGCGGUAGACUUAGUAGCGGAUAUCUCGAUAUCGCAGACUUGAGUGGUCUUGUGAAGUUCCCCAGUGAAUUGGUAAUCGUCAAGAUUUCAGGUGAACAAUUAAUGGCGGCUCUUGAACAUUCGGUAGGAAAAUACCCCGGAAAUUUCUUACAAAUGUCUGGACUACGCGUAGUUUUUGAUGUGGCAAGUGAACAGGGUAGCCGUGUUGUGUCAGCGGAAGUUCGUAAUUCGAAUUCAACGUACGAUAAACUUGAUUUAAAAACGGAAUAUAAUGUCAUUAUUACAAAACAUCUAUUUGAAAAGGGCAAUGGAUACACUAUGUUCAGUGAUUGUCAAGCGAAAUUCUUGUCAAUUUCAAUAUUUGAUGCAUUUAAAAGCUACAUUGAGGAGAUGCAAGUCAUCAACCCUGAACCUGUACAUGAAGGUCGCAUAACGGUUCGGAAUCCACCUCCGCUGCCACUUGGUGCACCACCAUUGUAUGCACAUUAUUAAGAUGGAAAUCCUACAGGCAUGCGUGAUCCCAUAGGGUAUCGGAGCUAUUUUGAAAGCUUCACCUUUGGCGAUAUUAUUUCAUAAAUGAAGAGCAAAAAAGUCACCACUUCCAACUUAAAUGAUUUUUCUAUAUAGUUCCAGUGUAAGAGCAGUAUAAUGUAUAAAAACCCUACGCAUACGUCUGGUAACCAUCAAUUUGAAGAAAUUAUAUAAUGUUUUUAAAUUUUGUUAUAAAAUAUGUUCCAUAUUCAGCAAUAAAAAUACGCAAAAGUCAUCUUAGUUUGACUACUUAUGCAAGAUUGGUCAUCAUGCAUUUGGCCUCAAUUCGA